AAAAGUUUGUUUUCCGAGAAAAAUGGCUCAUCCUGUAGUCCCGGGGCUGGCCUGGAACUGAUGGCAAAUCCUCCGGCCUCAGCCUCUCAAGCACCGGUGAAUCACAGCGGUGGGCCACCCCACCAUGGGAGUGAAAAAAAAACCACCAAAAACUGAAAGGGGGGUGGGGAGAAUCUCAGUGAAGCGAAUCCUCACUGACAGUUCUCAUGACCCUCAGAAUCCCCGAGCCUCGACUGAAAAAAAAAAAAAAAAAUAGGGUGCAGCUCCCCCGGCGCCCGCCGGGCGCAUCUGGAAGAUGGGCUUGCGCGCCGCGCUCCGGCAGGCGCAGCGCCCUCGCCGCGGGCGUCUCGGUGGGAGGCGGAGAGCGCGCAGGGCGCCGCCGCGGCACCGUCUCCGCGCCGCCAGGGCCUGACGUCCGAGCCGUCCCCGGGGCCUCCCCUCCCCGCCGCCCGGUGCCUCCCUCCGGCCGGGCCGCCAGGGUGUCCCCGAGCCAGCAACACGUGGAGCGGCGGCCGCAGCCCGCCCGCCCCGCGGCGACAUGGAAGAUACACAAUCGAGUGCCGAGCUGCAAAGCACCGAGGAGCGCCCUCUGCCCACAGAAAGCCCAGAAGCCCUGAGUGACUACAGUUUAACCAAACCCCAGGACAUGGAGAAUGCGGACAGUGCCGAAGCCCCGGCCAAUGAGGACGAAGACGCAGGAGAAGAUUCCAUGAAAGCAAAAGAUGAGUACAGCGAAAGGGAUGAGAGCGUCCUGAAGCCGGAGCCCAUGGGAUGUGCAGAAGAGAGCGAGAUCCCUCGCAGCUAUGCAAGAGACUAUCAUGAAUAUGAAAACAUCAAGCUGCAGAGACAUGGCCCGUACGACAGCGGCAGACCAGCCAGCGGGAAGAUGAACUGUGACGUGUGCGGGUUAUCCUGCCUUAGCUUCAACGUCUUGAUGGUCCAUAAGCGAAGCCAUACCGGUGAACGUCCGUUCCAGUGUAAUCAGUGCGGGGCAUCUUUCACUCAGAAAGGUAAUCUCCUCCGCCACAUUAAGCUGCACACGGGGGAAAAACCUUUCAAGUGUCACCUCUGCAACUACGCAUGCCAAAGGAGAGAUGCGCUCACAGGACACCUUAGGACACAUUCUGUGGAGAAACCCUACAAGUGUGAGUUCUGUGGAAGGAGCUACAAGCAGAGAAGCUCCCUGGAGGAGCACAAGGAGCGAUGCCGCACGUUUCUUCAGAACUCUGACCUGGGGGACGCCGCAAGUGCCGAGGCAAGACACAUCAAAGCAGAGAUGGGAAGUGAAAGAGCUCUCGUUCUGGACAGAUUAGCCAGCAACGUGGCAAAACGAAAAAGCUCCAUGCCUCAGAAAUUUAUUGGUGAGAAGCGCCACUGCUUUGAAGUCAACUACAACCCCAGCUACCUGUACGAGAAGGAGAGUGAGCUAAUGCAGACCCGAAUGGUGGACCAAGCCAUCAAUAACGCCAUCAGCUAUCUUGGCGCUGAAGCCCUCCGCCCCUUAGUCCAGACUCCGCCUGCCCCCACCUCCGAGAUGGUCCCAGUCAUCAGCGGCAUGUACCCCGUGGCGCUCACCCGGGCUGAUAUGCCCAAUGGGGCCCCGCAGGAGUUGGACAAGAAGAGGAUGGCCCUGCCAGAGAAGAGCUUGCCUUCGGAACGAGGCCUGUCCCCCAAUAAUAGCGCCCACGACUCUACAGACACGGACAGCAACCACGAGGAUCGCCAGAACCCCAGCAUCUACCAGCAAGGCCACGUGAUCCUGCCCCAGGCCCGCAAUGGGAUGCCGCUUCUGAAGGAGGUCCCUCGCUCUUUCGAACUCCUCAAGCCCCCUCCCAUCUGCCUGAGAGACUCCAUCAAAGUGAUCAACAAAGAAGGGGAGGUGAUGGAGGUGUUUCGGUGCGACCACUGUCACGUCCUCUUCCUGGAUUACGUGAUGUUCACCAUCCACAUGGGGUGCCACGGCUUCCGUGACCCUUUUGAGUGUAACAUGUGCGGAUAUCGAAGCCACGAUCGCUACGAAUUCUCCUCUCACAUCGCCAGAGGGGAACACAGAGCCAUGCUGAAGUGAGCAUCCGUCUCUGAGCUCAUAGCUAAGGGUCAACGGACGUUUUUAAAAACUGCCCAUUAGCCUUACCCGGUAGACUGAACUCGAACCCGCAGCCCCGCCCACUCACAUCAGCUCUCAGUCCAGUCAGCCGGAGCCUUCAGGGAAACCCUGUCUCCGCUUAGAACCUGCAGAGCUCUCCUGUGACUUUGUGAAACGUUUCUCUCCCAUCAGUUGAAUCUGAUGGGAUUUAAAAGCCAAAGAAGUGCCUGGUUCAUUAUCUUUUGUAGCAAUAGACAGCCAUGCGCCGGAGCUCGCUGCCAACUGGAACAGCCCUCAGUGGGCUGCAGGAGACAUUCGCUGGGAUAUAGCAGCCAUAUGUGGAAAAGCCUUUUGAUCCUAUGCCCAGAUCCACACAGCGGAAGAGAUGACCAGCUGCCCUUGCCUUCGGACACCAACACAAGGCAGAAGGGGCAGAAUGUAUAGUCUCCCCUCCCCUUCCCAGCCUAACAGUAGGGAUGAGCCGGCCCUAGAGUGAGCAUCCGCAGCCAGGAAUGGAAGAUUCUCAGAGCUUUCACACGAGCAAAACAAAGCCGAAGCCACCCGAGGACCCUUCGGCUUCACCUGCUUCCCCGUCACCAGGGAAACCCUGAGGUGAUGGUUUGGCCUAAGCCAGCUGUCUGGAGGGAAAUUCUACGCCAGAAGAACCAAUGAUUUGAGUGUCACUGAGACCACAGAGUCAUCUCCCGAGGGGUGGUGGUGCCUGUCUCCUUUGAGAUUGGUAGGGCAGGUAGGGAGCAGAGCUUAGGGGUAUGGAGUUUGCCAAGUUCAACCCCCAGCCCCAGGCGGACAAAAAGGGAAAGAGGAAAGAAAAUGGCACAGUUGGCUGGUAGUUCCUGUCACCUUCCCGGAGUACUGCUUGAAAACCCCAAAGAACAUUGGAAAACAAUUUGACACAAAGGUCUCAAAAUGUGCUGCUUUAACCCCUACCCCAACCCAGCCUCCAGGAGUGAGAUCAGGGAUGAUUAUCUCAGCACGGCCGUGUAAGGUCACACGCUCCUGGGUUAGAAAUAAAAGCCAAAUAAAAUGGCUUUUAUUUCAUUAUUGUAUUUUUUUUUUUUUUAAACAGGGUCUCCUGCUGCCCAGGCAGGCCUCAAGCUCACUAUGAGCUGGGGCUGGCCAGGACUCUGAUGCUCCUGCCUCGGCCCUGCUGGGGUUAGAGAUGAUCGCCAUCAUGGUUUUGUUUUGUUUAGUUUUGGGGGGGAUGCUGUCUUAAAUAGGAGCGGCCACAUUCCACUAAAAGUCUUGGAAGUCUGAUCUCGCUAUGUAGAUAGACCUUUGUCACUACACACACAGGCACCAAGACAUCAAGAUCCUUGUAAAAUUCUCCAUAAAGUCAGCACUGGAAGAGAGGUCACGAAACAUGUUUGCCGAGCUCAUAUUUGCUACUAAUGAGUGUAUGCUUUUGUACAAGUCACUUAAUUCUAAAACCUAAGUCUCCACACACCUAAAAUAAGAGUUGGAUUUAGACCUUCUUGAUGGUCCCUUCCGGCUUUGAUACCUGAUUGUUCAGUAAGCACAGGUUACUAUUAUUUUUUGUUUUAUAUUAGUUUAUUUACUUUACACCCCGAGGGUGCCCCCUCCCUCCCCUCCUCCCAGUCCCCACCACAGGUUACUUUUUUUUUAAAACCUCCUGACGUGUGGACAUUAAACAGAAGAGGCUGCACGUUGAAAACGUGUUUCAUAUUUCUUUGGUGUGAAAAUGUGCGUGUGUUCAGUUUUUCCGUCAGCCACUGAGUCAUGAGCCUGAAGGAGGCGUGAGGAAGACAAAAGGACAGGAAGGUGCUUCGAUCUCGCCAGAGCGUUCACAGCUUGGCAUCUGCUGCUGCCAGGGCCCUUUUUUUUUUCUUUCCUUUUUAAGAGAGUGUGUUAGGGAGAAUGAGUUCUGCUUACGGGGACAGCUUUGUGGAGCCCACUUACAAAUUGAUAGCUUUUAGGAACAUUUCUGCCCGAGCCAAGAACCCCCAAUUCCUGGUGGAAUAUCAUCUUCCUUCUAAAGAGCUUAUGGAUUUGGCUCUCAGCUCAUUUAUGCCAUGCCAGUAAUUAAAAUGUCCCACCUCAAACACACAAAUGGCCUAGCCUGCUUUGUAGCAUGGUGUCUGUCUCAGGGUAAGGGGGGGGUGUAUAAAAUUCCAUGGCAACGGUGUCUGAGGCUUCAGCUUAAAGGCUGGUAUCUUCGUCCACUGCUAUAUCCCGCAGAAUGGGACCUGAGUUGUGACCUUGUUCAUGCCCCAGUGUGAAAAAGGACCUGCCUGCUCUAUCUAUGUUUGAGAUAUUUCACAGCCUGUUGUAUUUUUUUUUUGGGGGGGGUGGCUACAGAGAAAGGGAGUUGGAAAUCAGGGACUAGAAGGAAAAGAUGCAGAGAUGGGCAUUUCCACCAGAGCACUGUUGAGUCUGUGGCGGGGGCACAGACACACACACACAGAUACACACACACACACACACACACACAGAUACACCCACCACACAUUUUGACAUCUCAGAAUGUUGGACUACCGUCCUGCCAGCCCAGAAACCUCUACCGAUCGGACUGCCCUGUGACUGCGGACUCUCUGGAUGACUCCGAGCUCCUGUGGCUCGCUUUCUGAGUGACGUGCACACUCGCAGAGCCUCGCUCUUCACUCUGGUUAGUGCCGUGGUUAGCACCGCCUGUGCGUGUGAGCCUUGUGAGGCCGGGGGCUGAGAAGUGAGAAGGGAUAGAGAUCUGCAUGCUCCAUGGGGCUGUGAAGUCCUGGGUAUCUUCAGCUUCCUCGUGCAGAAGCCCCGGCCACGAGCCCUGUGGAUUUUUUCCUCCCUUGACUUCUGCCACACAUGGGGGUGAGAGGGUGGAGGAUGGGGGAACAGCUGCAGUUUGGGGACCAGCCAAAGCCACAAGGAGUGCCAUUGUAGCCAAGGUGACAGAGUUGGGGCGAGGGUGGGGAAAAAAAAAAAAGAGUAGAGAUGGCUCUCCACAUGCUCCUUGGCAUGAUUUGAAGUGCGGCCCAGAGCUCCGUGGAAGUGUCCAUCCCGUCACCACUCAACUUCACCACCAGAAGAGGAAAAAGGCCACCGAUCAGUAGCUCCCCCAGAGAAACAGUGCCCUGGCUCUGAUAGCCAAGCCAGAUAGCCUUAUCCCUGCUGCCCAUUCGCAGCCCUUCCUGCUUCUGAGUUCAUCCACGACAAAUUUUCUUACCUUUUAUGUGCCUACCGCUUGGGUUGGCUCACCUAUUUAACACCCCCACCCCCACCCUUUUACCUCCCCACCACCACCACCAAAGAAAACGGCCCCAGGUGUCUUUCACAAAGAGGAAUAUUUUAAAACACAAAAAUCUUACUAGUUGAAACAUUAUACAACAGACAAAUGUCACAUGGACAUAAAAGUUUUCAGAGUAGGCCUACAUCACUAUUCUCCUCAGUGCCUUUGCCCCCCUCCCCUUGCUUGUGGGGGCUUGUGAAGGUUGGUGUGCCCUAAGGGGAAAAGCCUUCCUUCCAGGCUAGGGCGUGGCUCAGUGCUUCAUACCUAGAGAUAGCAUGAGAGAGGCACUCAUGCUUCCAAGCCCGGCUGGAAAAGAAAGAGAUAGAUAGAUGACAGAUAGAUAGAUAGAUAGAUAGAUAGAUAGAUAGAUAGAUAGGCAGGAAGACCAUGGGGACAAAGUUGGUCCAUAGUCUCACUGUAAGGUGCACCCCACUGGAAGGCAUGCCGGGAAUCUCUGUGACAGUUCAGACUUGUAAAAGAGCUUGGGCAUCUUUGAGGACACACAAGCCUUGAAUGAAGAUGUCUGCAGCCUUGAAGGAAAAAUUAAGAGUGGUAGAAUAUAUUUUUUUUAACUAAAAAUCAGCACCAAGAGCCUCAGAGGGACGAUAACAUAUAUUGGCACAUUUCAAAGGACAAAGGUGCUAGUUCCUGCAGAAGGUUGUCCAGGAGACCUCAACAGACGGUGUUUCUGGGCACCAGGACUGGAGAUCCGUGCUCUUUAUCUGAAACCAGAGGCGGAACCCGGGCCACCCUAGGCUUAUUCUCUAAGAAAGCAGGAUGGACCCGCCAUGGGAACAAUCAGUGAGUACAGAGUUGGGGACCGCAGGUUCUACUGGUCUUGGAAGAGCCUAGAAGAUAGUGUGGGCUUUGACCUAGACUGAGCUCAGAGAAUAACGAAGAGUGUGCCUCUGCCUUACCGGAGCUGUAACCUCCAUAACCCGCCAAGCCACCAGUACGCCAAACAUAUUGAAGAAGUUGGAUGGACCGUUCUCUCUAAACAUCCCAAUGGUGGGCCCGUCAUCCAUUGACAUCAAUUGAACUGAUGUCUCAACCCGGGACAUGAAUGUUUUGAUGGAAAACGAAAAGUCAUAACUAUCCACCUUCCAGUGUGUUGGGAGGUUUGCUGUAGUCUUGUGUGGAGGGUAAAGUUGCUUUGUGGUGGGGAGGGGUGUCCCGGGGUAUAAUUAUAAGUUUUCUGCUGUCGAUCCUGUGUCUGGCUAGAAGGACCUGAGAGAAUAGCCCAUGGUCACUCUGGGGCCCAUGCCACUGCAGGUGGGGGUCGCAAAUGCCUCACUGGCAGUUUGUCAUGUUGCAUAAGGCUAAAGAUAACGCUGGACCUUGGAGCCGGCGCAGUGAGCCACAUAGAACACGCCUCACGGCCUCUCAACAGGACGGUAGACUAGCUUUGCUCCCUCCCUGUCUGGGAGACCACAGCCAUUGGCCCUCACAGUCUUAAGAGUUGUCCCAGCUGGCCCUCACCCUCCAUCACUCCAGUGAGCAGAUUCCUGAAAGCCCAGAGAGUAGCCUCACUGGGCUCCCCACCCGACUCAAACACAGCUUUGUUUCUUUGUGUGUGUGUCCCCCCCCCCCAAAAAAAAGAGACACACACAUUUUAACAUGUCAGGGAAAUGGAGCAGCCUUUAGAAAUGACUGAUGCGGCAGCCCAUGACUCAUCGACGUGAGCGCUUUUCCAGGCUAGCUGGCAAGGCCCUUCCUGGUGGGUUUGCCUCUGUGGAUUCACGGAAACCAAAUUACUGUGGGCUGAGAAGAAUUAGCAGGUCAUUUUAAAAGCAGACAUGCCUUCACCCAGACUGUGGUUUUGCAUGCUCCGGUUUGCAGUCUCUGAGCACUGAGGAAGGAUCAUUUUGGCUACUGGAGGGGGAAAAAAACCCAAAACCAUAGCUUAUUUUUAAUUUCUGGUUGUCAAAGCCACCACACGUGUGGUCUGUGAAUGACCCUCGUCUGCAGGGUUGAUAUGGGAAGAACAAAAGGUGGUUUGGGGCUCAGGGAACCCUUACCUAGAAGUUACCACAAGGCCUGUGUCUCUCAGAGACAACCCCAGCCAGCCAUGUCUCUCCUCCUCUGGAGUUCUACCUGAAUCCCAAUAUUAGGAUCAUUGUACAGUAACUCCCCACCCCGUACCUGUAUGAAACAGUUUGCUGAUAUUGUCAAGUUUUCUUUGCUGCGCUUGAUUUUGACACUGGUAAACAGAGAAAUAAAAAUCCUGGUGUGUUUAAAAUUA
Molecule: messenger RNA, 7581 nt
Organism: Meriones unguiculatus (Mongolian gerbil)
Lineage: Eukaryota; Metazoa; Chordata; Mammalia; Rodentia; Muridae
Gene: Ikzf3
Product: IKAROS family zinc finger 3
Exons: 8
Coding region: 539-2068 (509 amino acids)
Biological process (GO): regulation of transcription by RNA polymerase II
Cellular component (GO): nucleus
Molecular function (GO): RNA polymerase II cis-regulatory region sequence-specific DNA binding; DNA-binding transcription factor activity
Source: RefSeq, a predicted model, not a curated record